This is a messenger RNA of Heterocephalus glaber (naked mole-rat), 3813 nucleotides long. RefSeq names its product divergent protein kinase domain 1C (gene Dipk1c). Lineage: Eukaryota; Metazoa; Chordata; Mammalia; Rodentia; Bathyergidae. The record is from RefSeq and is a predicted model, not a curated record.
CAUGGCGCGGGCCGCGCGGUGCGGAUGGUGCGGGAGGGGCGCGCUCCUCGCCUUCGCCGCGUGGACCGCGGGCUGGGUGCUGGUGGCCGCACUGCUGCUCCGCGCGCACCCGGGCGUCCUCUCCGAGCGCUGCACGGACGAGAAGAGCCGGCGCAUCCUGGCCGCGCUGUGUCGGGACUACCAGGGCGGCUGGCUCGUGGGCGACCUGUGUGAGGACGUGUGUGGAGCCGGGGAGCUGCUGUACCAGCGCUGUCUGUACUACGAGCGUGGCAAGAAGGUGCUGCAGGCCCAGUGGCGUGGCCGGCCUGUUGUCCUCAAGUCCAAGAGGGAGGCCUUCUCCAGCUUCCCAGCCCUUGACCUGUUGGAGGUGGAGGCAGGACAGGGAGCCCAGGGUGUUCCUGAGGCGGAGCUCCUCCUCGUGGUGGCCGGGGAGGUCAAGAACACCUUAGGCCUAGAGCUGCCAAACAGCAGUAUGGGACCCUUGUGGCCUGGCCAUCGGGGCCCUGGCUGGAGGCGGCAGCUGGCCAGCGCAUGGUCCUUGCUGCAGCAGGAGGAGUAUGUGUACUUCAGCCUGCUGCAGGACCUCAGCCACCACGUCCUGCCUGUGCUGGGCUCCUGUGGCCAUUUCUAUGCAGUGGAGUACCUGGCUGCCGGCAGCCCUCGACACAGUGCUCUCUUUCCCCUGGAUGAGGCUGCACCCCGGGGUGGCCGGGCCCAGGCCAGGGCCAUCAGCCACAUUGCUCUCAGCUUCCUGGACAUGGUGAGCCAUUUUGAAAAUGACUUCUCCCACCGCCUCCAUCUCUGUGACAUCAAGCCUGAAAACUUUGCUAUCAGGAGUGACUUCACGGUGGUGGCUAUUGAUGUGGACAUGGCCUUCUUUGAACCUAAAAUGAGGGAGAUCCUUGAGCAAAAUUGCACGGUGGAUGAAGAUUGCAAUUUCUUUGACUGUUUUUCGAGGUGUGACUUGAGAAUAAACAAGUGUGGAGCUCAGCGUGUCAACAGCAACCUGCAGGUCAUCUGUGACAAAAUGUUCCGCCAUUGGUUCUCCUCGCUUCCCAGGACCUCUGCUGUGUCCUUCCCACUGCGGCUACAGUUACAGCAGGCCGUGUGGGAGUGUGCCAGCUUGGAAGGCCUCACCCAGAGUUCCUGGAGAGCUGCCCCACAUGUGUUCUGGAAGCUUCGCAGGCUCCUCCAGGCCAUGCUGAAGGAGCUGCAGGAGGUGGAGGAGUAACCACUCUGCAGCCUCUCCCAAACCUUCUGGCAUGGGAAAAUUGACUUCUUAGUACUUUCAUCUGCAGUUCUAGAUGAGACGUUUUCACUGUGCGAACGAGUUAUCUCUGAAAUACUGUUGUGUCUUCUGAAGCGUGCAGUUCAACUGCUGUCACACGGCAUUCACACUGCUGUGAGGGGUGCCUCCAUGCUACCCAGCUGGGGCACUCUGAUUUGGUCCUGGCUUCUCCCCCAUCCCCCAGCUGAAAAGUGAACAGAGGAAUGGUAGUGGGUGUUUUGCUUUUGGGGGCUCUCAGAAAACACAAACCUCAAUAUGCAAGCCUCUGCAGAGAGCACUUUCACCUGGCCUCAAAGCAAAAGGAGUCCAGCUGCUCUUUCCGGUAAAUCAUUACUGCGUUUAAGAAAUGACGUGUGCACACAAAUGAGUGCAGUGCAAAUGAGUGUGAGCACUAGAAUACGGCUGCACAUAUAAUGUGUGAAUAUGCAAGUGUAUGUGAGCGUGUGCUCAUGUGAGUGUCCAUGUGUAGGAAAUACGUGUGUGCAUAUGAAUGUGCAUAUGCAUACAGAUAUGUUAAUGUGGGUUUGUAUCUGUCAGUGUGCUCAGGAUUGAGUAUGAGUAUGUGAGUAUGAACAUGAGUGUGCAUGUGCAUCAGUGUGCCUAUACAAGUGUGAGCAUGUGCACAAAUGAGUGAAUGAGUGUGUACACAAGUGCAUGCAUAAGUAUGCACGUGUAUAAGCAAGUGAGUGUGGGCAGGUGAUUGUGUGGGGCACGUGCAUGUUGGUUUGGGGAGUGGUUUCUGUAGUGUAUGCUCUGGGAAAAGCUUGCCUGGCUAGUGAAGAAGAACUACCUUUUUCUAUAAAUACAAUAAAAACGUUGCACCUGUGAUUUGCAUUGGAGAAUAUAUGUAAUGGCAUCUUUUAGAAUUUUUCACUGGUGGAAUCAGAGGAUUUUAUGGAUCAUGUUUUAGGGAGUGCUUUACCAGUUACUGCAACAUCUUCUUUCUGAUCAGGGAGCUGUGGGUUUGCUGGGCUCAGUGUUGUCUUGCACCUGAGCGAGAAUUUAGGUAGCACGAGUGCUGGUGUAGACAUAGACCACCAGCAGGACUGGAGACUGCUUCUUUCAGCUCACUGAUGGAAGCACAAGCCAUGGGCAUCAGAUCCCACUUUAGCACAAUACAUUUUUCAGGGGACACUCCGGUGGGCUUUUUCUGCAGUGGAAAAGCCCUUUGUGGAGGGGGCACCUUCUGUGAUGCGCCCCGACAGGAGAAGAUCCAUGCACAGUUAUGGAGCCCUUCGUGCGAAGGGACCUCUGCUCAAGUCUGGGACUGUGAAUACUCAGUGAAUCAGAACCAAAAGCUCUUGAGUCGGGAAAGCCAAGAAAGAUGUGAUGCUAAGAGACAUUUAGGAAGUUAUGUUGGAGGCUUACAAACAGAAAAAGACAAAAAUGUAGUUUUUAAAAUGUGCAAAUGAACAAUUUCCUAUUUCUCUUUCCUGGCUCUAAUAUAGACAAAAUUUCCUUGGGACAUGUUUCUCCAUGCUCUGCAUCAGCUCACUCUGAGGAACUAAAAUUAUUUGAGACUCCAACAGCUCUCAAUUCUGCAACCUUGAAGUCUAUUUGAAGGCCCAAGUUACCUGCUCUUCCAACCCCUAGACCCCCUCCACUAGCAUUUGUCAAACGAUGCUAAAUCUUGUGAAGAGCCUCUUCCAGUCCUGUGUAUGGAGACUCGCUUGACCUCUGUGUUUCUUGGGAAUGGUCACCUUCCGGCAGAAUUUAAAACAAAAGUUGGUGGAUUUUCACAGCUGGCGUCUGGCCUGGCUCUCAGCAAGUCUCCCAAUGGCCGUGGCCUGGGCAUGCCUGGUGCUGCUGUUUCUCUGUGGGCCAGGUUUUUACCCACGGAAUGGUCACACGAAGAUGAUGUGAGAUGGAAAAGGAGGAAGGAGGCCAUGGACUUUGCCAUCUGUGUCCUCAGAUCAUGGGCCCCUGUGUAGGGAAACCAAGUGUAUCUCCAGGGCCAGAUCCUGGGAUUAUAUGCCUUCAUUAGUGGCACUGAGCUCACUGGCCAGACAGCAAAACUAGCUUAGGAAAAGGAAAAAGUUAGUUUUCAUUUCAACUGAAAUGGAAACAAAUGUUUUUGUUUACCAUGGAGACUAUGCAACAUGUAAUUACCCAACACAGUAGUGGUUUUAUUGCUGAAGGGACCCAUUUUAUCGCCUCUUAAUUUUAGCUACCCAGUUACUUUCUCUGUCUCUGUCUUUCUCUGUGUCUCUGACUCUCUCUGUCUCUCUGUCUCUCUCUUUCUGACACACACAUCCUUUUUCCAUCCCCUUAUACCCCUAGGGCAGUGACUCUUAAGCUAUGUGGUAAAGUUUUAUUUUUUGUUUAUUUUCAAACCCUUGCAAAAAAUUCUUUUAUACAGUACACUAAAGAAACACUCUGUAUAUCAGUUUUUUGGUUUUGGGGGGCGGGUACCGGGAAUUGAACUCAGGUCUUUGCGCUUGUGCAGCAGGCGGCGAAACCACUGAGCUAAAUCCCCAGCCCUGUAUAUCAGUAUUUGACCUUCUUGUGUGUGUGUGUGUGUGUGU